CUUCACUCAUGCAUUUAAUAGGAAGAAAUAAAACGGGCAAUUUAGUUCUAAUGCGCAUUGAAAUGUUGGUUGUACACGUAUUGCAUUCUAAGAUGGUGAACAAUUUAAGAAACGCUUUGAUGUUCUGGAAAAUAGCACUAAUUGUGUUCAUUGAACCGAAUUUAGCAAAGGAUGCAUUUACGGUUUUCAUGCGGGAUGUACGGGAUGAACGGUUGCGAGAAACGGCCGGUCUCUACAGGCAGACGGUGAUUUCCGACACAAUUGCCUGCACGGGUACCCAUCGUUACCACGCCACAGGUACCGCUUACUAUCCGGACCCUAGUCCUGUGGAGGGAGGAUACGUUGAUAUGCAUGGCAUGCCCUUACAAACACUUCAGGAUUACCUUGAAGGAAAGGCCUCCGUGGUUACUGUUGCUAUCAUGGACAAUCACGCCGGUAUUAGUUAUGACACACCCGUCUGCAUUCCAGAACUGAACCAGAAGUACAAUCGGUUCAUCGAUUUCAGGGUGCGUGACACCGGCAGUGCAUUCACAAACAAGGGCCACUCGAGAAUCGACAUCUGCGUUCGUACUCGUCACGACUCGUUCGAUAAUACGAUCAAUGGACCAUUGACGCUUGUUUUCCACUGAUAAUAUAUAUAGUUUUAUAUUAUAUUCAUUUGCUUUUAUUUAAUCUGACCUUCACGUUUGUGCAUCUUGUCUAUUUACGCAUUUGUACGUCAAAAGACUUUAAAUCCCCUUACAUGUUUUUCUUUUAUAUACAGCUCAAUGCUAGUGCAUUCUUUUGGUGGUAAAAACAUGAAUCCAUUAUUAAAUCUAAAAAGUUAAACUGUUAAGAUGUAGUUUUUAAAAGAUAUCUUUACUGCCGUAAACCUUCAUGAAACCCAAACGCAUUGAAAUCGUACAAAUUAAACGUGCACAAUAAUUAUGCAAUACAUUACGAUGCCCCUAAACGGCUGAUCAAAAUUCGCUCGUUCCAAGCGUGCAAAAUGGUUCAAUGUUGUGUGUGCAUUUAAACAUAAGACAAAAAGUAGACGCCAGUAAGAUGUAUUGCGUUCGACAAUAAACGUUAUUACAAACUC
This is a messenger RNA of Dreissena polymorpha, 1081 nucleotides long. RefSeq lists its product as uncharacterized. Bases 9 to 629 code for a protein of 206 amino acids. The record is from RefSeq and is a predicted model, not a curated record. Lineage: Eukaryota; Metazoa; Mollusca; Bivalvia; Myida; Dreissenidae. The transcript is spliced from 5 exons.